This is a messenger RNA of Rosa rugosa (rugosa rose), 1104 nucleotides long. RefSeq names its product secoisolariciresinol dehydrogenase. NCBI's taxonomy places the organism in Eukaryota, Viridiplantae, Streptophyta, Magnoliopsida, Rosales, Rosaceae. Bases 145 to 1041 code for a protein of 298 amino acids. The record is from RefSeq and is a predicted model, not a curated record. The transcript is spliced from 3 exons.
GAUUCCUUCUUCUCACCUCAUAAUAUUAAGCACCAGAAAAGACACAAAUUGACCAAGAAUAGUGAGAGCUCAAGAACUGAAGAAAGUGGGGUGAAGCUAGAACCAGAAAACAAAAUCCAUCUUUCAUCAACAAUUAAAGAAAGUAUGUUCGGGGUUGGAUUAAGAAAACAUGUUACCUUUACAAGAGCUUUGGUUUCUCCAAGCUGCUUCAAGAUGGGGUAUUCAUCCCAGAGUGGAAGACUUGAAGGAAAGGUGGCACUGAUUACAGGAGCAGCAAGUGGUAUAGGAAAGGCAACUGCAUCAAAAUUCAUCAGCAAUGGUGCCAAGGUUGUUCUUGCAGAUAUCCAACACCAGCUUGGCCAAGAUGCAGCAAAGGAGCUUGGUCCUAAUGCCAGCUUCAUUGCCUGUGAUGUCACAAAAGAAUCCGACAUUUCCAAUGCUGUAGAUUUCACCAUCUCUAAGCACAGCCAGCUUGAUAUUAUGCACAGCAAUGCAGGUGUAGCUUGUAAAUCUCCUCCAAGCAUUGUGGACCUUGACCUGGCAGUGUUUGAUCGUGUCAUGAACAUCAACGUGCGAGGAGUCCUGGCAGGAAUUAAGCACGCUUCACGUGUGAUGAUCCCGCGCAAAACUGGCUCAAUUCUCUGCACAGCCAGCGUCACAGGACUAAUGGGAGGACUAGCACAGCACACCUAUUCUCUGUCCAAGUUUGCUGUAAUAGGCAUUGUCAAGUCUCUGGCUGCAGAGCUACGCCAGCAUGGGAUCCGGGUCAAUUGCAUAUCCCCAUUUGCCAUUCCAACCCCAUUUGUAAUCGAAGAAAUGAGUCAGAUUUAUCCAGGAGCUGAUGAAGAGAAGUUAAUUGAAAUUAUACAUCGCUCUGGGGCCUUAGAAGGAGCAAACUGUGAACCCAAUGACAUUGCCAAUGCUGCACUUUACCUAGCUUCAGCUGAUGCUAAAUAUGUUAGUGGCCAUAAUUUGGUUGUAGAUGGAGGUUUUACAUCUUUCAAGACUUUUAGUUUCCCUGCACCAGAUCAGGUGCUUUAAGCACUCCAUGUCAAUUCUUGUAAUGCAAAGAUCAAAGUUCCCAAUUCAAACCACUUUCUAGUU